This is a messenger RNA of Melanotaenia boesemani (Boeseman's rainbowfish), 933 nucleotides long. Its product is annotated as olfactory receptor 52H1-like. Gene Ontology annotation, biological process: G protein-coupled receptor signaling pathway. Gene Ontology annotation, cellular component: membrane. NCBI's taxonomy places the organism in Eukaryota, Metazoa, Chordata, Actinopteri, Atheriniformes, Melanotaeniidae. The transcript has a single exon. The coding region runs from base 1 to 933 and encodes 310 amino acids. Gene Ontology annotation, molecular function: G protein-coupled receptor activity; olfactory receptor activity. The record is from RefSeq and is a predicted model, not a curated record.
AUGUUUGAAAAUUCAUCUUUACAGAACUUACUAACUCUGGAAACUCUGGGCGUACCUCCUAAUCACAUUUAUCCGGCAUUUAUUUUUGGAACGCUUACAUAUCUAAUUAUUGUCUUUUGCAAUUUGUUGGUAUUAACAACUAUUGCUGUGAGUAAAAAGCUACAUAAACCUAUGUUUAUCCUGCUGUUUAACCUGCCCAUUAGUGAUUUAGUGGGUGCAACAGCUUUUUUUCCUCACCUUGUUUUCAGCAUUGUGACACAGAACAGAAUAGUUUCCCCCCCUGCAUGUAUUGCUCAGGCUUUCUUCAUUCAUUUCUAUGGUACAGGAAACUUGCUUGUCCUAACUGCUAUGGCAUAUGAUAGAUACAUUGCUAUAUGUUGUCCACUGAAGUAUAAUACUAUCAUGAGUCCAUAUACCUUAAUGAGAAUCAUUGUUUUAAUAUGGUUUCUUAACUUCUCAAUGAUGUUUGUAUUGUUCAUGCUACUUAUACGUUUUAAAUUUUGCCGGACCAAUAUAGUGGAUUUGUACUGUAACAAUCCAUCAUUAGUGAAACUGAUUUGUGGGGACAUCAGCGGGAACAACUACUACGGAAUAGCUGGCUUGAUUUUUCUCAUGGGAGGUCCACUGUUGAUAAUAAUGUACACAUAUGCACAGAUCUUGCGUACAUGUGUUAUAACUAAUCACACAGAUGCCAGGAAAAAAGCCAUUCAGACCUGUGGCACACAUCUAGUUGUUUUCCUAGUUUUACAAAUCAAUACUACCUUUACACUCAUCUCACAUCGUUUCCAGAAUGCGUCUCCAUUUCUAAGAAGGGCUUUUGGAGUGUCUGUUUUAAUUUUUCCUCCUUUUUUGGAUCCGAUUAUAUAUGGACUGAAAACCAGAGAACUGAGAGAGAGUAUAAUCGUGUUCUUAAAAAGAAAUAUAUACAACUAG